Molecule: messenger RNA, 846 nt
Organism: Aspergillus fumigatus Af293
Lineage: Eukaryota; Fungi; Ascomycota; Eurotiomycetes; Eurotiales; Aspergillaceae
Product: putative lipase
Exons: 3
Coding region: 1-846 (281 amino acids)
Biological process (GO): lipid metabolic process
Source: RefSeq, a predicted model, not a curated record
AUGUUUCACCCAGAUAUUUCGGCUGGGCUUCUAGCCAAUCUAACACUAUUUUCUGAAUAUGCCGCUGCCUCGACGUGUGCAGCAAACUUCAACUCACAUACAUUAUCGAAGGUAGUGUGUGAUCCAGGUGUAUGCCCAACCCUGGAGCAGACAGACACAAAUGUCAUGGUUGGGUUCAUGGGUAUACAUCAUCCGGGUAACGUCACUGGCUUCGUGGCAAUUGACAACACAAAUCAAUUGAUCGUUCUGUCAUUCCGCGGUAGCCGGACCCUAGGCAACUAUAUCACUGAUUCCAAAUACCAGCAGGUGCCUGCUAUUUGCCCAGGUUGCCAAGUGCAUAAAGGCUAUUACUGGGCCUGGGGAAACUUUUCAGCAUUUAUAAUGCAACCUAUAAACCAGCUUGCUGCUAUAUAUCCAAGCUAUCAGAUUGUCUUCACUGGCCACAGUUUUGGAGGUGCACUAGCUACGCUUGGGGCAGCACUUGAGGGAGGAAAUCCUAGCAGACCUAUUGAUCUGUACACUUUUGGAUGUCCCCAACUGGGCAAUCAUGAUUUUGCUGAGUUUGUCACUGCUGUAACGGCAGGCUCUGGGUACAGAGUCACACAUUCGGAUGAUCCAGUUCCAAGGGUCUUUUCUACUCAGCCUUGGAUCAACAAGACUUGGCAGUAUAGCACAACUUCUCCUGAGUUUUGGAUUACCACAGGAAAUGGCGUGCCAGUCACAGCCAGUGAUAUACAAGUCAUCGAGGGCAUUGACAACAAGAGUGGGAACCUUGGCACCACUGGUUCUGAUACUUCAGCUCAUAUUUGGUAUAUUGGCAACAUGAGCGGGUGCUCAACUAACUGA